AGGUGCAUUUCAAAUUACUGUAUAAAGACAAUCUAAUUAGUGUUCUCUUCAGUUUUCUACGAUCAAGAUUCUUAGAACUGACUCCCUGGAAACCUUUCAAAUGGCUGUGUGUCAAGCACGAGCUAACCUCAUCAAUGGUAUCAAAGCUUAAUUAAUUAGAGCAAAAAUGUUACUGUAAAAAACUAUUCCUGUGUUCGCUGAGCAAUCUUUUCUAUUUUACCACUAUUUUGUUGGCUACUUUAAAACUGAAAAGCAUUCUUCAAAAGUUUUUUAAGCCUUAGAUAGUUUGGUCUCUUUGAAGAAUACAAGUCACGGUUCCUGUGAUAAGAAAUAUAAAAGGCUUAAAUAUCGAUGGUAAAAACACAAAGUGCAACUGUAACUCACGGAAGUGUGUAUAGUUUUUUUUAAAAUAAAGUUCUAAGUUAUGGCAAUUACAGCUUAGCUGAACAUUAAAAUAAACUCAAUAUAUAGUUUCACUGUAAUAUAGCUUUAGAAAAUGCUGUUAUGCUGGAGUUUGGUGUUAUUUGUUUCUUUCAUCUCGGCAAAUGAAGAACCAUCUCUUUUAGUCAACAUUCAGCAAGGUCCUGUCAAAGGAUACAAAUUGCCAAAUUUUGAUAUAUAUGCCUUCUAUGGUAUUCCGUAUGCCACUGCACCCACUGGAGUAAAUAGAUUCAGGGGUCCCCUACCACCACCUACUUGGGAUGAGCCCUUUGAAGCUACAGAAAACAACAUUAUAUGUCCUCAAAACAAUAAUCUUUUUCAGACAUUUGAUGGGAUGCAAGUCCUAGAAAAUUGUCUCGUUGCAACAAUAUAUGUUCCUAAUACAAAUAAAACGAAUUUACCAGUUAUUGCAUAUGUUCAUGGUGGUGCAUAUCAAAUCGGUCAUGCAAAUCGGCUGACUCCAAAGCACGUAGUUGACCAAAAUGAUGUUAUUGUGGCUUCAUUCAACUACCGAUUAGGAGCACAUGGAUUUUUGUGUCUGGGUACAAAGAAUAUACCCGGAAAUGCUGGAAUGAAAGAUCAAGUAGCAUUUUUACGAUGGUUACAAAAAAAUAUAGCCUCAUUUGGUGGCAAUUCUAACGAUGUCACAAUUUACGGUAAUAGUGCUGGAUCAAGGUCUGUUGAUCUUUUAAUGAUUUCAAAAGCAUCUUCAGGUCUUUUUAAAAGAAUGAUUGGAGAUAGCGGUGGAAGCCUCAGUGCUCAAACUGUGCAGGUCAAUCCUCUACAAAAUGCAAAGUCAUUUGCACAAAUGUUGAAAUUCGAUGACGUUGACGAUAUUAAUGCUUUAGAAAACUUUUACCUAAAUGCUUCUUAUGAAGUUUUGACUUCAAUAGACACAAUAGCCUUAAAAGAUUAUUUAUUUACACCGUGUGUCGAGCGUGAUGUUGGUGAUGAAGUUGUGCUUGAUAAAAGUCCAUUUGAAAUUCUUAAAAGCGGCGAAUAUGCACAGGUACCCAUGUUAUAUAGCUUUACAGAAAUGGAGGGUACAUAUCGGCUACAAACAUUUCAAGAAUGGAAAGAAGAAAUGAACACAAACUUUUCCUCAUUUUUGCCUAUUGAUCUUCAAUUUCCCUCGGACAAUGAGAGAGAAGAAAUAACAAAGAAAGUUGUUGAAUAUUAUCUUGGUAAAGUCAAAAUAAUUGAAGAAAAUAUUUUAUUAUUCGUAAAUUACUUCACGGAUACAAUGUACGUUCAUCCAAUGCUCAGAGCUAUACAGUUACAUUUGGAAGCGGGACAUAAAAAUAUUUACUCGUAUGAAUACUCAUUUACUUCUGCAGAAUCACCUAAAAUUGAUUAUUCAGAUAUUCUGGCUGCCAGUCAUAGUAGUCAAACAACUAUGUUCUUUGAUUCAGAGAACGAACAUGAACGGUCUGACGAAUAUAAGGAAAUGAAAAGAAUUAUAAGGGAAAUGUAUACCAAUUUCGCAAAAUUUGGAGAACCGUGUCCACAUGGAAUCUUUUUACCACACUGGCCUCCCAUUACCACAGAAAACAUGCAGAUAUUGUCGUUGAACCAAACAUUAGAAAUGAAACCGCUGCAGCACCGAGCGACAUUUUGGGAUGAUAUUUAUGCUAAAUAUUAUAGAAAUCCUAGUUUUCCGACAGUUUCGGUUUAACCAACCGCUUACCUACGUAGAGAUCACUUGCAUCAAUAAACUAUAAGUAUUAUAAGUUUAUCUUCUAGCUGUUAUUUCUCAUAUAAAAGAAGUGCUUAUAAUUCACCAUGAGUGUUUAUAACAUUUUUCUUUCAUUCUUCAUCUGAAUAUAUAUUUUCAAGUCUAUUAUCUAAUCAGACACAGAAUUUUUAAAAUACUAUGUCUUUUUAAUAAAAAAACAAAACAUUUA
Molecule: messenger RNA, 2345 nt
Organism: Pieris brassicae (large cabbage white)
Lineage: Eukaryota; Metazoa; Arthropoda; Insecta; Lepidoptera; Pieridae
Product: juvenile hormone esterase-like
Exons: 4
Coding region: 497-2116 (539 amino acids)
Source: RefSeq, a predicted model, not a curated record